GUUUUACGCACAGGAGGAGAUAUGGAGAACCUGGGAAUCUGAGAAUUGUUCACAUCUUCAUCUUUUAAAAAUGUUCCACCACGGAAACACCAAGAAGUGCUUCACCAUAGAGUCCCUGGUGGGGAAGGAGGUGAGCGGAGGAGGAGGAGGAGAUGAACCGAUCCGACCCACCGCGCUCCGCUUCCCGGACUCUCUGCACCCCGGGGUGUUCGGCUCCUGUUUCCCGGGGAGGACUUCUUCUUCCUCCCUGUACGGAUCCUCCGGGCCGGAAAUGGGGCUUCUUCACCCGGACUCACACACGCAGAGUCCCGGGGGAGGAAUGCCUCUUCACCCGCUGCAGAUCCCUCCGCAGAGCUUCUUCGGCCCCGGGCAGCACCGGGAGCUGGGCUUCUACCCCUGGGUGCUCCGGAGCCGGUACCUGGGACACCGCUUCCAAG
Messenger RNA from Notothenia coriiceps (black rockcod), 437 nucleotides. Its product is annotated as homeobox protein EMX1-like. The annotation marks the transcript as partial. The transcript has a single exon. The record is from RefSeq and is a predicted model, not a curated record. Lineage: Eukaryota; Metazoa; Chordata; Actinopteri; Perciformes; Nototheniidae.